CCAACUUUCAUUUUUCUUGAAAGAAAGAAGGGGCAACUUUCUCUCUCUUCUUCUACUUCUUCUUCUUCUUCCCCUGUUCCUCACUCCACUUUCGUAGAAAUCCAAAUCCAAAAAAGGCAAAAACCCUCUUGGGUUUCAAAAGGAAGGAAGAAAGGCGGGAAGAUGACGACGACCUACGGGACGAUACCAUCAGAGUCGUUAGGGACUUCGAGGGGGGAAUUCAUAUCCAGAGCCAAAGAACGGAUCAAAUCGGGGCUGGGUCCUGCACGACAAUGGAGGGAGAUGCUCCACCGCCAUGCCGUCGGCGUCCCUACUAGCGCCGGCGAUGCUUUCAGCCGUGCCAGAACAAAUUUCGGCUACUUCCGGAUGAACUACGCCAUUAUAGUACUCUUGAUUGUCUUCCUCAGCUUACUGUGGCACCCCAUUUCGCUCAUAGUGUUUGUAGUGAUGAUGGCUAUUUGGUUGUACCUCUACUUCCUCCGGGAUGAGCCGUGGGUGAUAUUUGGGAGAACCAUUGAUGACCGGGUGGUGUUGGUCCUCUUAUCGAUCUUCACUCUUAUUGCCCUUUUCCUCACCCGUGCCACUCUCAACAUUGUAGUCUCGUUGUUGAUAGGGUUGGUGGUGAUCUUGAUCCACUCGGUCUUCAGGAAGACUGAUGAUCUGUUUCAGGAUGAAGAGGCUAUGAGUUCAGGUGGGGAUGGCGUCACGCGUCCUCUCACUGAGCCUUCUUCCUCUUCAUAGAGUUCGUACUUCAUAGCUACACUGUUGGACCUAAAUUAUAAUAAGGUUUGUGAUUAGGUGUCCUCUAAACUAUUUCAUUCUUCUUUGGGUUUCCUUUACUUCCAAUCUUUAAUUUUUCCAGUGGAAGAGAACACCAGAACAAGUUAGGCAUUAGAAGGGUUCUUAGUGGAAAUCUUAAUUUCUUCUGUAUUAUGUGCUGAGUGAUUGAUUUAUGUUUCUAUGAUAAUUAUACUAAAGAGCUGGAUUUUUUAUAUUUUAA
Molecule: messenger RNA, 1000 nt
Organism: Macadamia integrifolia
Lineage: Eukaryota; Viridiplantae; Streptophyta; Magnoliopsida; Proteales; Proteaceae
Product: PRA1 family protein F3-like
Exons: 1
Coding region: 163-741 (192 amino acids)
Biological process (GO): vesicle-mediated transport
Cellular component (GO): Golgi apparatus; endoplasmic reticulum
Source: RefSeq, a predicted model, not a curated record